Molecule: messenger RNA, 1907 nt
Organism: Vombatus ursinus (common wombat)
Lineage: Eukaryota; Metazoa; Chordata; Mammalia; Diprotodontia; Vombatidae
Gene: ANKRD49
Product: ankyrin repeat domain 49
Exons: 3
Coding region: 859-1593 (244 amino acids)
Molecular function (GO): protein binding
Source: RefSeq, a predicted model, not a curated record
AACGAACUUGCUUGUGGUCGAGACGUGGCUCCGUACGCUCGCCCAACAAGACAAGAUCAAGCCGGACCGCGGCGCAGCAGCUUUUCCGCCUCCUCUCUUCCCACCUGGGACCUUGGCCGAGCCGCCGUUUGUUGUUGCAGGACAGAGAGCCCCGACGCCAGCCUUGUGAGGUGACUGGCCCUCUCCGGAGGGCCUUGUCAUGGCCUCCCCAAGUCUUGGGAAUUCCGCCUCUCCAGGUCAUCAACCCUCAUUCCCUUCCUAUCCUAGUGUCAUAGGGUUUAGAGUUGGAAGGAACCCUGUAGAGAUCGUCUAGCCCAAUCCCUCCUCAUUUUACAAAUUAGUAAACUGAGGCUUAAAGAAGGGAAGGGACUUGCCUGAGGCUAUACCAGUAGUAGGGGGCAGAGCUGGGAUUCGAACCCAGGCCUUGCUUGUCUUUGUAGUUGCUUGCAAUCGGAUGUUUGCCUCAUUUUACCCAACUCUCAAACCAAACCUGUUUCUUUAAAUUAAUUUCAAAGCCACUAUUACGUCUCCCUCAAAUUAUCUUGGGGCACUGACGAAUUAAAGUACAUUACAGAAGGAGACAUACCAGGAUUUAUCUUUUUAAAAGAAAAAAAAAAUCCACUCAGGUAAGCCUUAGAUGAGGGUUAUGUAGCAGUUGACUCCUGACCUGCAAAUAUCUAACUUUGAAGAGGGGACAGUGUAACAAACAAAAUGACUGUACAACAUCACUCAGCCCAAAGGAAGAAUAUGAACCAAGGAGGUGGUUCUAAUGAUGAGUAAAAUAGAGAAGCCACAGUUCAUCACAGAAAGAAAGAAAUAGGCCCAAGCACUGGAUAUUCAAAGACACUGACAAUAAAAAUGGAAAACAUUGAGAAUGAAAAAGAAAAAUCAGAUGAUGAUGGAAAAUCUGACCCAGAGAAGACACUAGACUUUUCUGAAUACUUUAACCAACUGGAAUUGUUGGAAACUCAUAGACACCUAAUUCCCCUUGGAACUCAGAGCCUCUGGGUUGAUGAUACUGAUGAAGAAGAAGAGCAGGAUGAAGAAACCGAGGAGUGGUAUCAAAUGCAAGAACAAAAACUGGAAAAGGAGCCAAACAAAUUGCUUCUUUGGGCUGCUGAAAAAAAUCGGCUUGCCACAGUACGAAGGCUGCUUUCUGAAAAGGCCACUCAAGUAAACACCAGAGAUGAAGAUGAAUACACACCUCUCCAUCGAGCUUCAUAUAGUGGGCACUUAGAUAUUGUCCGAGAGCUGAUUGCCCAAGGGGCAGAUGUUCAUGCAGUGACAGUAGAUGGCUGGACUCCCCUACAUAGUGCCUGUAAAUGGAACAAUACCAAGGUGGCAUCCUUCUUACUUCAACAUGAUGCAGAUAUCAAUGCUCAAACAAAUGGCCUGUUGACCCCCUUGCAUCUUGCUGCAGGAAAUAGAGAUGGCAAAGACACCCUAGAACUCCUUCUGAUGAAUCGUUACAUCAAACCAGGCCUAAAAAAUAACUUGGAAGAAACAGCAUUUGAUAUUGCCAGGAGGACCAGUAUCUACCACUACCUCUUUGAAAUUGUAGAAGGUUGCACAAAUUCUAAACUGGAGUCUUAAACAUUCUGAUAACUUUAAUCAGUUUCUGAGUAGCCACAACUCCUUUGGAUGAAAUACAAACACAUUCCAGAAUAUGAAAUUUAAUUCAAAGAAGAUAUUUUGAAAACAUUCAAUAGUAUUUAUUCUGGGUGAUGGACAAAUUCACUGUCAAAGAGUAUAUGAAAGGGCUGAGGGGUUUUCUACUAUUUAUGUCUAUGUGGUGAUUUUGUGAUAUGGUCAAACAUAACUAGCUUACCUGUAUUUUCUGUACUUUAAGUGUCAUAUUAAAAUGUGUCAUUUUGGUUAUUAAACCAAAUAAAAUACUUUUUAAAACA